UUUUGCCGUUUUCUUUGGUGUUUUGAUCUGGAGUUGCUCAGUUUGGUGUCGAGUAACGGUUAACAUUCGAUUCAGUCAUGGCUGAGACUGAUAGUCGCCUACUACCUGUUCGACAAAAUGCCUCGUCCAAGUGUUUUGAUUCCGAUCUUCAUUCCUCUCGUAUUGGCUCUGUCUCAGGUGAAUUUCAAGCACAUCCUGUAAAGACCACUUUUAGUGGUGCCCGGAUGGAUACACCUUUACGGAGACACGUCAAUAUCACAAUCCACUUUGCACUCAUAUUUUCCACAGUUCUUGUGGUUGUGUAGACCGAUUUGAGCCUCUUUUCUUCGGCAUAGUUUUAUUUAGCAAACACCCGAAAACCUUUCCAAAACCAAACCUAGUUCCCAAACCCGUGAAGGAACAAAACACGUGUUAACUAACUCAUCUACUGCAGCAAAACUCAGAACCAAGACGCCGCUGCUUGACCGCUGCCGUUUUGCGGCCGGAAGAAAGUCACCGGCCUCUACUGUGCUCCACAGGAUGGGCCUGAUUAUUAGAGCACUGGUGCUGGCAUAUUUAUUUUCUUUUGCAUCUCCUGAUGCACAAGGGGAGGCACUGUGGUCUUUAAGGAGUUCACUUAAUGCUUCAGGCGAUCAGCUCAAGGAUUGGAAUCGGAAUCUAGUCAACCCAUGCACUUGGUCCAAAGUUAUCUGUGAUAGUAGCAACAAUGUGACCACAGUGACAUUGUCUAAUAUGGGGUUUACUGGAACCUUGUCACCUAGAAUUGGGAUUUUGAAGAAGCUGGCAACACUCCAGUUACAAGGAAACAGCAUAAUGGGUAAUAUUCCUGAAGAGUUCGGAAAUUUAUCAAGCUUGACAAUGCUGGAUCUGGAAAAUAAUCAUUUAACUGGUGAAAUACCACCUUCCCUGGGCAAUCUCAAGAAGCUCACGUUUUUGAUUCUAAGUCAAAACAAUCUUUCCGGACCGAUUCCUGAAUCAUUUUCGGGUCUUCCAAACCUUGUUAACUUGCAGCUUGCUUCCAACAAUCUAAGUGGCAACAUACCUCAGCAAUUGUUCAAGAUUUCUAAGUACAACUUUACUGGGAACCAAUUGAAUUGCGGCAUCAACUAUUCACAUGGUUGUGCAUCAGAGAAUGGAGAUGGUUCCAGCAAAUCAAAGACUGGGAUGAUAAUAGGAAUUGUUGUUGCAUUUGUUGUUAUUCUCAUUCUUGGAGGCUGCCUCGUGUUAUUCCUUUGGAAGGAUAGGCAAAAGGGAUGCAGGCGUGAAGUUUUCGUCGAUGUUGCAGGUGAAGUUGAUCGUAGAAUUGAAUUUGGUCAAUUAAAGAGAUUUUCAUGGAGAGAAUUGCAGCUCGCCACAGACAACUUCAGUGAAAAAAAUGUCCUAGGGCAGGGGGGUUUCGGAAAGGUUUAUAAAGGAACUCUUUCUGAUAACACAAAGGUUGCUGUCAAGCGUUUGACUGAUUUUGAGAGCCCAGGUGGAGAUACAGCAUUCCAGCGUGAAGUUGAGAUGAUCAGUGUUGCUGUUCAUAGAAAUCUUUUACGACUGAUUGGGUUCUGCACAACACCAACUGAACGGCUUUUGGUUUACCCUUUUAUGCAAAACCUGAGUGUUGCGUACCAGCUACGAGAGCUUAAAGCUGGGGAGCCUGUUUUGGAUUGGUUGACAAGGAAGAAAGUGGCUCUGGGUACAGCACGUGGAUUAGAGUACCUCCAUGAACAUUGUAAUCCUAAAAUCAUUCACCGAGACGUUAAAGCUGCAAAUGUCUUACUGGGCGAAGAUUUUGAAGCUGUUGUUGGUGAUUUUGGCUUGGCAAAGCUGGUUGAUGUUAGGAAAACUAAUGUAACGACUCAAGUUCGUGGUACUAUGGGUCACAUAGCUCCCGAGUACUUGUCCACCGGAAAAUCUUCAGAAAAAACAGAUGUUUUUGGAUAUGGAAUCAUGCUUUUAGAGCUUGUGACAGGCCAACGAGCUAUAGAUUUCUCACGAUUGGAAGAGGAAGAUGAUGUCUUGCUGCUUGAUCACGUCAAGAAAUUACAGAGGGAGAAAAGACUUGAUGCCAUUGUUGACCGAAACCUGAAUCAAGACUACGACAUUCAAGAAGUGGAGAUGAUGAUUCAGGUUGCUUUACUCUGCACUCAAGCAUCGCCUGAAGACCGUCCAGCAAUGUCAGAGGUUGUUCGCAUGCUGGAAGGUGAAGGGCUUGCUGAGAGGUGGGAGGAGUGGCAGCAUGUGGAAGUGACAAGGAGGCAAGAACAUGAAAGGCUACACAGAAGAUUCGACUUUGGAGAUGACUCAAUUUACAACCAGGAUGCAAUGAUCUUGUCUGGAGGUCGAUAAGGUAGCUGGCUAAAUUCAUAACCUUAAAAUUGUGUUUCCAUAUUAUAAUGUGCCUGUGCUCUUGUUUUUGUGUGCCUUCUUUUUUUUUUUUGUUUUUCUCUUUGCCUUCACCACAUGUGAGUUCAUUGGUUUGUGUCAUGAUGUACAGUAGAUUUCACGACAAAUUUGAGAUGGACAAUUUUAAAGUGUCCAGCCUUGGUGUCCACCUUAAUGUUGUCUUUUUGUAACCAUGUAUUAUAGAAUUGCUUAGAAUUCCAUAUCUUAUCAUAAUACCUUGUCCUGUACUGUACUAUUAUUGAGGUUACAAGCAAAGUGCUAUUAUCGUUUUCCUGAUCA
This is a messenger RNA of Andrographis paniculata, 2673 nucleotides long. RefSeq names its product probable LRR receptor-like serine/threonine-protein kinase At5g10290. Gene Ontology annotation, molecular function: protein kinase activity; protein binding; ATP binding. Gene Ontology annotation, biological process: protein phosphorylation. The coding region runs from base 520 to 2337 and encodes 605 amino acids. NCBI's taxonomy places the organism in Eukaryota, Viridiplantae, Streptophyta, Magnoliopsida, Lamiales, Acanthaceae. The transcript has 13 exons. The record is from RefSeq and is a predicted model, not a curated record.